AUGCUCUCCAUAUCGAUAAUACGGCACAUUCUCUGGUGUUCAUUAAUAUAUUGGCAAUUAGUUAUCGCCUCUGCGAUACCUACCAAGCAAAUUAUUCUAGGUGUCCACCAACAACGAAUUCACAAUGACUCGCCUCAAGGCACAGGCCAGAUCGUGAUUUCCACAGGACAAAUUGUUACGCUCAACGGCCUUCCAUAUUAUUUACCACCUGAACCAGUGAAUUCAAUAAUGCUUCCAGCCGGUGCAAAACUUAAUUCUGGUCUGAAUGCUUUGACAGUUUUUAGACCAACUUCUCUACCUUUUGGCAAGGAAGAGCUUGAGACUACUGUUGAGAGUUACUUAAGUGAAGAUGAUGUUUUUGCAAAUGAGUUUCUGCAAGUGAUCUACAUACGCUCAAACGAGGAAACAGAUAACACCCUAUCUCACUCAAACCUAACAAGGUACAGUGCCAAAUUAGUUCUCACGGGAUCAGCCGAUCUCCCCCCUGGGCCUUACUUUCUCUCCUCCGAAGGCCACGUAUAUCAGGCCUUGAGACUACUCGCCGAUACCCAGGGAGCGUUUUCCCAAAGUCUUGUAGUCAAUACAGCAGAUGGCUCUUAUUCACCAUUACCAGCGGCUUUACCGGGUGUUGACUCAGCUAUUGCUAUACCAUCACGUCUAUACUUCACAAAGACUUCAUCUCAGCCAUUGGCAGGUGUACGACUCGCUGUCAAGGACAUUUUUGAUAUUGAGGGUAUCCACACUUCAGCUGGUAGUCGAGCUUGGUACCACUUUUACCCUCCUGCGAAUGCAACGAGUCCCGUUGUAAAUGCUCUCGUUGAUGCGGGUGCCAUCAUCGUGGGAAAAGUAAAAACAUCUCAAUUUGCCAACGGACAACUAGCCACCGCAGACUGGAUUGACUACCACUCCCCUUUCAACCCGCGAGGGGACGGAUACCAACAACCAUUCUCAUCUUCCACCGGUGCCGGUGUUGGUAUCGCUUCAUAUGACUGGUUAGAUCUAGCACUUGGGACAGAUACAGGAGGAUCAAUUCGCUUUCCGUCACAGGCCAAUGGUGUGUUUGGCAUUCGAGCAUCACAUGGAGCUGCAAAGUUGGAGGCAGUUGUUCCAUUAGCUCCUCAAUUUGAUACUGCUGGUCUUAUUGCGCGGAAUCCGGCUGUUUGGAAGGCUGCUAGUCAGAUAAUAUACCCAGAUACAGAAUUCAACUGGUCUGCAUAUCCGAAGAGGAUUCAAACGGCUUUUACGAGCCCGUUAGACUCGUCUGAUCAGAUUGAUGCUAUGGUAGAGGAGUUUCUAGAGCGGUUAACCGAUCAUCUAUCAGCCUCUCUGGUCAAUCUCGAUAUUCCUGCAUUAUGGACACAAACCCAUCCCUCGAGUAUGUCCUCAGAUUUGACGGAAGCAAUCGACAAGAUCUACCCAACCAUCAUCGGCAUUGAACAGGCACGCCUCGUCCGCGACCCGUUCUACACCGAUUACAAAGCCCAACACUCCGGACGCCGGCCCUUCGUAAACCCAGCGCCACGAAUCCGCUGGGGAUAUGGCGACUCCCUGCCAAACGGAACUUUCCAAGAAGCAAUCACCAAUCAGACAGCAUUUCAAUCCUGGAUCGCCAAUAACGUAUUGAAACCCAACCCUCAAUCAUGCUCGGAAAGUCUCUUGGUAUACGUCGAAUCCGCUACUAGAACGCCAUUAUAUCGUGACUUCUACCGCGAUGAACCUACUAUCCCCUUUGGUUCCGGCGCGAAUAUGAUUAGUGUUUAUGCUGGUGUGCCGGACAUGGUGGUACCAAUUGGCGAAAAGACGUACGUUAGUCAAGUGACUGAUCUCGAGGAGAUGUCGCCGGUUAGUGUGGAUUUGGUGGCUGCUAGGGGUUGCGAUGGGAUGCUUUUUCAGUUGGUUGAUGAGCUUGUUCAAGUGGGAAUACUCAAAAAGGUCAAGGCUGGUCGGUCGUUGGUUAGUGGUGGAGAUGUUUUGUUUUGA
This is a messenger RNA of Talaromyces marneffei, 1980 nucleotides long. RefSeq lists its product as uncharacterized. The transcript has 2 exons. Lineage: Eukaryota; Fungi; Ascomycota; Eurotiomycetes; Eurotiales; Trichocomaceae. Bases 1 to 1980 code for a protein of 659 amino acids. The record is from RefSeq and is a predicted model, not a curated record.